Molecule: messenger RNA, 3524 nt
Organism: Papilio polytes (common Mormon)
Lineage: Eukaryota; Metazoa; Arthropoda; Insecta; Lepidoptera; Papilionidae
Product: ras-specific guanine nucleotide-releasing factor 1-like
Exons: 26
Coding region: 81-3524 (1147 amino acids)
Biological process (GO): positive regulation of GTPase activity; Ras protein signal transduction
Cellular component (GO): plasma membrane
Molecular function (GO): guanyl-nucleotide exchange factor activity
Source: RefSeq, a predicted model, not a curated record
GUUUCUUCCGGGGCUGGUUGUGUCGGCGUCGUUGGAAGCAAAUCGUAGACCAGUACAUCAAGAGCCCGCACGCUGAAAGCAUGAGGAAGAGGAACAGCCUGGUAUUCAAGAUGGUGGAAGCUGAAGAAGAAUAUCUCGAGCAGAUGGAAAUUUUAGUGACAUGCUUCCUCCGGCCCUUCAAGAUGGCGGCCAGCUCUAAGAAGCCUCCGUGCACGCAUGAGGAUGUCAACUCGAUAUUCCUGAACAGCGAAACAGUUCUGUUCCUUCAUCAGAUCUUCUUUAAGGGACUUACAUCCAGAAUGGAAUCCUGGCCUACUUUAGUGCUAGGAGAUCUAUUUGACAUGCUGCUGCCGAUGCUGACCAUCUACCAGGAGUACGUCCGCAACCACCACUACUCGCUGCAGGUGCUCACAGAGUGCAAGCAAAGCCAGCCCUUCGCACACCUGCUGGCGCGUCUCGAGAGCAAACCUGCCUGCCAGAGUCGAUCCCUUGAAACCUUCCUCACCUACCCAAUGCAUCAGAUUCCGCGCUAUAUUAUAACGCUGCACGAGCUACUGGCGCACACACCGCACGACCACGUGGAGCGGCGCAGCUUGCAGCACGCGCGGGCUCAGCUGGAAGAGCUAUCGCGACAGAUGCACGAUGAGGUCAGCGAAACGGAGAACUUGCGGAAGAAUCUCGCAGUAGAGCGCAUGAUUAUUGAGGGCUGUGACAUCCUGCUCGAUGUCAACCAGGUCUUCAUACGCCAAGGCACAUUAUCCCAAGUGGUGGGCAAGGGCCGUCGUGCGUCUUUGCAAGCUCGACAAGCGUUCUUGUUCAGCAACCAUCUCCUGCUGACGACGCGGGCCACUGGCGGCCGACUGCACCUGCCGCCCAAUGGACGUCUACCACUGCACGAUGCUCUCUUAGUCGAGGAUCCCUCUAGUCAUGAUGAUGAUGAUUCAACAUCAGUGUGCUCAUCUCCGGGCGGCGAUCCUUACCAGGGUAAAGACUUCAAAAUACUGGUCGAAGUUAAGGGCGAGCAGAUCUGCGCUCAUUUGGUGGCAGCGACCCUGGAGGAGAAGGCGGCCUGGACGAGUGAAGUGGCGCAAUGCAUGGAGAGUGCGGCACUGACGGAAUUGCUGCGCGCCUGCGGCUCUUGCGCGGCCUCCGCCAGCCUGCCCGCCUGCCGCUCCGACCGCGCUCUCUUCACUGACGACGUCGACAUACGCUUCAGUAGGACCCUCAACUCCUGCAAAGUGCCGCAGAUCAGAUCCGCCACACCCCAACGACUGCUGCAACGGCUUACAGACCUACGCUUCCUCUCAGUGGACUUCUUGAACACGUUCUUGCUGACAUACCGCGUGUUUACUGACGGGGUGACAGUCCUUGAGGCGCUCAAGCAGGUGUUCUACGAACAAUCGCAGCAGGAGAUGGAAUUAGCGCCCCCACCUGACACCGCCAGGAAGACCAGUGGGGCUAGCUCUGUAUCAGGUUAUGGAUCGGAAUACAGCGACCGCGACUGGCAAUCGAGGUUCUGGAAGGCUUCGAGGAAGAGUGAAGACGAAGAUAAACUGUCGCCGUAUUUAAUGGCACCUUCCAGGCGUACGUCAAAUGUUAGUAAGGUGGAAGAAGACAACAGUCAUUUGACUAUACCCAAGAUAAUGGCUACGUCAUCGAGCAAUGAAACUCUUAAAGGUACUUCACCAUCAUCACCUGGUGCGCUGAGUUCAGUCACAUUAGUGGGUAGUCCGAAGAAGAGUCCAGAAGAAGGGAAAGCAGAGAAGACUUCUCCUACCAAAGAUAAUGAUAAAGCAGCCGCGAUUAUGAAGGAUGAGAGCAUAGAGUUAGUUGAUCAGAGUGACGAAGAUAUAAAAUAUAAAGAAGAAGAACAGGAGAAAGACAAACAGAAGCCGAAAGAUGAGAAAUUCAAAAUAUCGCAAAGAUUCUCUGAGCGCGUACGUACCAUGACGGAGAGUCCGCGGCGGCUGUACGUACGCAGCGGGGCAGGGGCCGGGGCCGGUGCCAGUGGAUCGGCGCCGGGGGGCGUUGUCGGAGGCGAAGCUCGCAGGCGGUCCGACGGCGCGCGCGAGCUUCCCGCCCCCGCUACGCCGGAGCCCCGCCGCGCCUCAGACUCCAACGCCGCUAGACUCCCGCGACGCUCAGUCAGUGAGAGACGAUGCACCAGUUCGUCAAUAAACAGCGACCGCCGACGCUACUUCGGAAGCUCGGAGCCGCGGUCUUCUGUUACGUCACAAGUCUCCCAAAUGGCUCAGAGCUACCGACGCGACACCAACCAACCUAAAGCCGGCGUUGUCAUCACUUCUUUCCGACAGUCGCAUAGAAGGAGCAGUACAUCGACAGCGGCGGUGGCUUUCGCUGUCGCAACUUCUGCGUCGUCCAACCCUCGCUCACCGCCGCCGACCUCUCCGCCGCACAACAGACGAGACUCUGUUAUAUCCACUGCUGCGACUAUGAGAGUUCUUAAUGUGUUGAGACAUUGGAUAUCGAAGCACUCCUCGGACUUCUGGUCUGAUGAGCGUCUGCGAGGGCUAACCAUGGAUUUCCUGAAGGAGAUCGAAGCGAGCCCGGGUCUGCUGCCAGCUGAGCACAAAGCGGCCGCCCAACUGUUGCGGUUACUGGAGCGUGCUCCAGACAGGGCGAUUGACUUGAAAGCUAUAUUCUUACCCCCACCGAUUCCAACAAAAGAAAGCAUCGAAACCCUAUCAGCGUUGGAGAUCGCGGAGCAAAUGACUUAUUUGGAUUACCAAAUAUUCAGUUCUAUUCAUAGCGAGGAGUUCCUGGGCCAAGCUUGGACGAAGGCGGACAAGGCUGAGCGCGCUCCUCACAUCCUGAUGAUGACGAGCCAUUUCAAUCACCUCUCCAAUCUCGUCAUCUCUGAGAUAUUGAAGAAAUUUACUUUGACAGGUCGUGUGACAGCGAUAGAGAAGUGGGCGGCGGUGGCGGACAUCGCGCGUUGUCUGCACAACUUCAACGGCGUGCUGCAAGUCUGCGCCGCGCUUUCCAACACCUCCAUCUACCGUCUCAAGAAGACAUGGGAGAAGGUCUCCAAGACGAGCAAACAAACAAUAGAGAAAAUGCAAACUAUUAUAUCAUCAGAGUGUAGAUUCAGGAUUCUCAGAGAUGCUCUGCACAGAUGUGACCCGCCCUGUAUUCCUUAUCUGGGCAUGUACCUCUCUGAUUUGUCAUUUAUUGAGGAAGGCACUUCCAAUUACACACCUGAUAAUCUACUUAAUUUCUCUAAAAUGAGAAUGAUAGCCCAUGUGAUUCGUGAAAUAAGAAACUUCCAGCAGACUCCGUACAAGAUAGAUCACAUUCCUAAGGUGUGUGACUUCCUGCUGGACCGGUCUCUGAUCAUUCCGGAAGAGCGCCAGUACACACUAUCUCUGGAGCUGGAGCCGCGUGCGGCGCGCGGCUCCGCGGGCGGGCUGGCCGGCGCGCCAACGGAGCCUGCCUCGCCCGCCGCGCAGCGCCGCCGCCGCGCCUCCCUCGCCGCGCUCGCGCCGCUGCGCGCGGAGCGGUAA